This is a messenger RNA of Papaver somniferum (opium poppy), 675 nucleotides long. RefSeq names its product F-box protein CPR1-like. The coding region runs from base 1 to 675 and encodes 224 amino acids. Lineage: Eukaryota; Viridiplantae; Streptophyta; Magnoliopsida; Ranunculales; Papaveraceae. The transcript has 2 exons. The record is from RefSeq and is a predicted model, not a curated record.
AUGGAGUAUAUAGAAAGAGAUGACGAACCUUAUCUCUUUUCUAUAGAUUAUAGUGCUAUAUCAUCAAUAUCAGCAUCAUCACCAUUUUUAGGUGGUGCUAUUAAUAUAGAUUACCCAUAUAUGUCCCGGGAAUAUAUGCCUUCAAUUCUAGGUUCUGCUCAUGGUUUAGUUUGCAUUGAUACAUAUCCAAGUGAUAUCUGCGUUUGGAACCCCACUACCCGAGAAUACAAACCAAUACCAGUACCGUCAUCCUACUCAAAACCUUAUUAUUGUCAUGCACAUGGGUUUGGUUUUGAUUGCAAGAACGAUGAUUAUAAGAUGGAGGAUCGUGAUAUAUGCACACACAUUGAUGUGUGGGCAAUGGCGGAUAACAAAUGGAGUAAGCAUUUGGAGAUUACUGCACAUGUGACAGAUAUGUACUUUGGAAGUCCAUUUCAAACUUCACAGAAUGGUGACAUCCUAUUUGAAGGUGGACCAGAGACGGAGGAAAGAGGCCGUUGUUUGAUUUCAUAUGACCCUAAUCUUGAAAGAGUUAGAGCGCAUAUACAGGGUUUCCCAUACGGGUGUGAUGUGGAGACUUAUAUUGAGACGUUAAUAGCGCUCAAGUCUGGUACUUAUGUUGGGCAAGAACAGAAAAAGAAACAAAGACGAAAAAGAAGAAACAGAAAAUAUUGA